Messenger RNA from Scheffersomyces coipomensis, 2532 nucleotides. RefSeq lists its product as uncharacterized. Gene Ontology annotation, cellular component: spindle pole; microtubule plus-end; spindle pole body. Gene Ontology annotation, molecular function: microtubule plus-end binding; microtubule plus end polymerase activity. Gene Ontology annotation, biological process: microtubule polymerization; mitotic spindle organization; establishment or maintenance of microtubule cytoskeleton polarity. The coding region runs from base 1 to 2532 and encodes 843 amino acids. Lineage: Eukaryota; Fungi; Ascomycota; Pichiomycetes; Serinales; Debaryomycetaceae. The record is from RefSeq and is a predicted model, not a curated record. The transcript has a single exon.
AUGUCUGGUGAAGAGCCUGAUUAUUCAUCUCUUCCAUUGGAGGAACGAUUGGUUCAUAAAGUUUGGAAAGUUAGAUUGGAAGCUUAUGAAGAGAUCACUCGAGAAUUUCAAAAUUCACGUAAUGAGAAUGAUUCCGUGUUUCAACCAUUUCAUAAUAAACCAGAAGUGUUUAAACAGUUCAUAACUGAUUCGAAUGUGGUGGCUCAAGAAAAUGCCGUCAAUUCCCUUGUUAACUUCUUGAAAUUCGGUGGUACCGUUAAUAACGUAUCACGAUUAAAAUCAUCUGGUAUAGUGACUUCAAUAAUUGAAAAAGGGUUAAGUUCAUCCCGUAAAAACACUAAGGAUUAUUCCAUUGAGGCUUUAUUAUCAUUAAUCGAAAUCUCCAAUGAUCCAAAUACUUUAAUAGAAGAUUUCAUUCCAACUUUUGCUAAUAGAUUACCUAAACUAGUUACAGGUUCAGUACAAGGUUUAACUGCUAUUGUGGAGAAUUAUGGAUGUCAAGUCAUACUGCCAAGGUUAAUUAUUCCUUCUUUACCUAAAUUAUUCGGUCAUGCUGAUAAAAAUGUAAGAUUAGAAACUACAAAAUUAACGGUUGAAUUAUAUAAAUGGAUGGGAGAUGCUUUAUCAUCAAUUUUAUUCCCUGAUUUAAAACCAAUUCAACAAAAGGAUUUAUCUAAAGCCUUUGAAGAAGUAGCCAAUGUCACUCCCGAACAAAAGAGAUUAACAAGAUCACAACAACAAGAAAUUAAACGAAGAGAAGAAGAAGCCGCUGCGGUUGCUGCUUCAGGUGGAGAUACUGAUGUGGUAAUGGCAGAUGAUAAUCAACCUAUAGGGAUAUCAGCUCCUAAUGCCUCUGCGUUUGAUCCAUUUGAUUUAGUCGAACCAACUGAAGUAUUAUCUAAAUUUCCUCAUGAUUUUGAAACCAGAUUAGGCUCAACAAAAUGGAAAGAUAGAGUUGAAGUUUUAGAAGAAGCUCAUGCUGUUUUAGAUAAAGCAGUCAAAUUAGUUACAACUGAUGAUUAUACUUAUCUUAUAAGGGUGUUUGCCAAAUGUAUGAAAGAUGCUAAUAUUCAAGUUGUUCAACUAUCCGCCAAUUGUAUAGAAUGUUUGGCUAAGGGUCUUAAAAAGAAUUUCCAUAGAUAUCAAAAUCUUAUCCUUGGACCUAUACUUGAUAGAACCAAAGAAAAGAAAGCAUCAGUAGCUACAGCUUUAUCAACUUCAUUAGAUGCCAUAUUUCAAUCUUCAAGUUUAAGUGAUAUUCUUGAUGAAACUUUAAAUGGAAUGAAACUGAAAGUUCCUCAAAAUAAAAUAUCCGCUACUAAUUAUUUACAAAGAUGUUUAGCCGCUACUACGAUAGCGCCUUCAAAUACUGAAAUUGAUUCGAUUAUGGAAGUGGGUGUUAAAUUAUUAAGUGAAUCUCAAGAACCAAUAAGACAAGCUUCAACUGAAAUGAUUGGAACUUUAAUGAAAAUCACAGGCCAAAGAGAAUUAGGUAAGUUUCUUGAAAAGAUAGAUGAUAAUAGAAAAGCUAAAGUUUUGGCAUUUAGUGAAAGUGUACAAGUUAAUUCGAGUCUUGGAUCUUCGACUUCUUCUGCUUCAACUGCUUCUAAUACUAUUAAAAAGACACAAUCUUUCAGUGCUGGAACUAUUAAAAGACCAAGACAAUCAAUAGCACCAACUUCUAUACCAGCCAAACGUGGAGCUUCAUCACCUGUUAAAAGAGUAGAUGAUGUUCCUAAAUCUUCUACUUUAGGACGUGGAUUAACUGGAAGAUCCUUAGCUGCAUCCAAUAUACCUCCAAUUCAUCAUCCUCAAGUAUCACAUGUUCCAGUAGCAAAAUCUGCUAUUGAUGCUCAAGAAAAGGAAGAACUUAUUAAAUUACGUAAAGAAAAGGAAGAAUGGCUCAUAUUAAAAGAAAAAGAUUCUCAUAGAAUUCAACAACUUGAAGAUGAAUCAUAUGCUCUCAAACAAGAAACUUCUAGUUUUAAUUCAAGAAUAGAAGCUUUACAAAAGGAUUUAGCCAAUAGUACAAAAAUGUUAAAACAAAAGGAUCAACAAAUAACUCGAUUAAAUCAUGAUUUAGAAGAUGCUAAAUUAAAAGUUCGAGAUCUGGAACAAAAAAUUGAAAUUAUGAAACUUCAACAAACUAAUAAACAAUCAACAUUCGGAGGAUUAUACUCUUCCACCACCAAUACCAAUAAUAAUCAAAAGACUUAUACAUCAUCACCUUCAAAUAGACCAACUACCUAUCUUUCUCCUGAACGUACCAGAAUAACCUCAGGUGAAUUGAGUUCCGAAGUUAAACGACUUUCCCUUGAUGGAGGUGAAUCUUCCAAAGAAAACACAUAUCUCACUAGAUCAAAUAUCUAUAAUAGAAUAUCAAGUACGCAAGGGUUUGGAUCUCCUGCUAGUGAUUCUCAUUCUGAGAUUGAUGCUGAUUGGAAGCGUGCGGCUGAGGUGACAUCCCAAUUAAAAGCAAGAAUAGAAAAAAUGAAAGCUAGAUCAAGAAGUAAUACUGCUGGUAUUAACUAA